Molecule: messenger RNA, 990 nt
Organism: Caenorhabditis bovis
Lineage: Eukaryota; Metazoa; Nematoda; Chromadorea; Rhabditida; Rhabditidae
Source: the annotation of a GenBank genome assembly
AUGUCUAGCGAUGGCGAUCUGAAUAUUGACAAUCUUAUAACCCGACUAUUAGAAGUUCGAGGAUGCCGUCCAGGCAAGCCGGUCACGAUGACCGAAAACGAGAUUCGCGCUCUCUGCCACAAAUCGCGGGAGAUUUUCCUAUCACAGCCGAUACUUCUUGAGCUUGAAGCGCCACUAAAAAUUUGCGGUGACAUACACGGACAGUAUAAUGACUUGUUGCGUUUGUUCGAGUACGGCGGAUUCCCACCGGAGGCUAAUUAUCUGUUUCUCGGCGAUUAUGUGGAUCGUGGAAAGCAGAGUCUUGAAACAAUCUGUUUGUUGCUUGCUUAUAAGGUGAAAUAUCCCGAGAAUUUCUUCUUGUUGCGCGGAAAUCACGAAUGCGCGUCGAUCAAUCGUAUAUACGGAUUCUACGACGAAUGCAAACGUCGGUUCUCCAUCAAACUUUGGAAGACAUUCACUGACUGUUUCAAUUGUCUGCCAAUCGCCGCGCUUAUCGAUGAGAAGAUCUUCUGCUGCCACGGCGGUUUGUCGCCGGAUUUGCAGAACAUGGAACAGAUUCGUCGUGUGAUGCGUCCCACCGACGUUCCGGACACCGGAUUGCUCUGCGAUCUGUUGUGGUCCGAUCCCGACAAGGAUGUUACAGGAUGGGGAGAGAAUGAUCGAGGAGUGUCGUUCACGUUCGGACCAGACGUCGUCGCCAAGUUCCUCAAUCGGCACGAUCUUGACUUGAUCUGCAGGGCUCAUCAGGUCGUCGAAGAUGGUUACGAGUUUUUCGCCAAAAGACAAUUGGUCACACUUUUCUCCGCUCCCAAUUAUUGCGGUGAAUUCGACAAUGCCGGCGGAAUGAUGAGCGUUGAUGAGACAUUGAUGUGCAGUUUCCAGAUUCUGAAGCCAUCGGAGAAGAAAGCGAAAUAUCAAUAUCAAGGGAUGAACAGCGGAAGGCCGGCGGUGGGCGGAGCCCGACCUGGAACGACCGGCGGAAAGAAGUAA